Messenger RNA from Elgaria multicarinata webbii, 6679 nucleotides. RefSeq names its product NHS like 1 (gene NHSL1). The record is from RefSeq and is a predicted model, not a curated record. NCBI's taxonomy places the organism in Eukaryota, Metazoa, Chordata, Lepidosauria, Squamata, Anguidae. The transcript has 8 exons. Gene Ontology annotation, biological process: cell differentiation. The coding region runs from base 32 to 5152 and encodes 1706 amino acids.
AACUCGUCCUUGGCGGAUUAGCGCCCGAGCGAUGCCUUUCCCUCUGAGGACCGUGUCCCCCCUCAAGCUGUGCCGCUUGGAAGAGGAUGUUGCCGCUCAAAGGGACAAAGAAGGGCACGCCGGGCGCGGCGCGGCGGCGGGGCUACUCUUCGGCUCCUUGGAGGAGGUCUGCUCGCAUUCGCUGGUCUCCCUCCUCUGGCAACUCUCCGACCUCUCCCGCUGCGCCAGCGACGUCUUCGGCGGUAUCCAGAACCAAGCGGACAGCCUGGGGCGCCGGGGCGCCCAGCUCCAGCACCGCCUGGACUCUCUCAAGGCGGUCGCCGCUCGACUGGACCACCGCAAAGUGAAGAUCCCUGUCUCCAAUCUAGAUGAAGAGAGUAGAUGGACAGUCCAUUACACGGCACCCUGGCACCAGCAGGAGAAUGUGUUUCUACCUUCCACAAGGCCACCCUGUGUCGAGGACCUGCACCGUCAAGCCAAGCUGAAUUUGAAGUCGGUACUGAGAGAAUGUGACAAGCUACGGAGAGAUGGCUAUAGAAGUUCUCAGUACUAUUCUCAGGGUCCAACCUUCUCGUCCUCUUCCAGCGCACUCUGUGGAAGUUACCAAGAUGAUUAUGAAGAAAUUGAGCAAAAGUGUUCAACCCCUUCUCCUGAAGAGGAAAAGCUUAUUAGCAUCAAGAGACCCAAAGCACAAAUUCCAAAUGAAUUUUCUGAUAUCAACACUCAAACAAAUUGGACCAAAUCACUUCCGUUGCCAACACCAGAGGAGAAAAUGCGACAGCAGGCUCAAGCAGUCCAAACUGAUGUUAUACCUAUUAACGUAACGGGGGAGAAUUUUGACCGCCAAGCCAGCAUACGGAGGUCUCUAAUUUACACAGACACUGUGGUAAGGCGGCCGAAGAAAGUGAAAAGGAGAAAGACUAUUACAGGAAUCCCAGACAACAUCCAAAGAGAGCUAGUUGGCAGUGGUAAAAGUGACUUCCGUGGCCAUUCUUUAUGUGUCCCUGAUCAUUAUUCCACGCUAGGAAGACUUGAUAGCUAUCAUUCUUCUAUGCAGCAAUGUGACACCAAGGACUCCAGCUGUCAGACAGAAGAAGUUAAAGUGGUGCCACCUUCAGUGAGGCGAAUACGUGCACAGAAAGGUCACGGAAUUGCAGCCCAGAUGUCACAGUUGUCCAGUUCCUCUGGAAACAUGUCUGUGAUGAGUGAUUCUGCUGGGGUAGUAUUUGCUUCUCGCCUAAAUGAUGACCUAGGUUUUCACAGUCUACCUCGGCCUGGGGCAAGAGUGUCCUUACAGUUACUGGAACGUAGGCAUAGCCUCUCUAAGUCAACAGAAGAUGGAGCUUUGUCGCAUCCAAUAAGCAAAUUGCAAGUGGACAAUAGUAUAGACCACAUGAGGAAUAGCAGCAGAACAGGUGUGCUUCAAAGGCCAAAGUCUCAAGAAGUAAGGAGCCCUGAGGGUGGACAAGCAGAAAGCCCAGCAUGUGUGGUCUCACCACAUGCUACGUUUUCAACCAGCAUCAUACCAAAUGCUACCCUCUCAUCCUCUUCAGAGGUAAUUGUUAUUCACACACCACAAAGUGCUGGAUCAAUAGAUAGUAAAAUCACCAACUCCUCUUCAUAUUCCAAGGCUAGAGACAGUCUUGUUGCCAACAGCAUAGUAAGCACAAAAGAUCAACAACACCAUUCUUCUAGUGGUACCUGGAGUGAGACCAGUUCAAUUCAUCACUCACAGUCCUCAGACAUUACUAUCUCAUCAAAUGCUGCGAUGGUGCUUGCCCUUGGAGAUUCAGGGGUGUGUCUUAGUGGUGCAGGAACUGUGGAAAAUGCCCCCCAAAAUACGAUCUACAGCUGUAGAAACAACCUCAGUUUUCCAAGCCACUCUCAGGACAGUGACAACAGGAGUGAAUCGAGUUACUUGAUGGACAAAACACAGGGCAAAGUUCAGAAUAGCACAGAACAUUGUGGGUUGAAGCAUGCUGGAAAUGAUGGGACACCUUUACACAAGCCCAGCUGUGCCACUCCAGGAUGCUCCACACCUGUGAGCAACUUAAGUACGGGCAGCCUUGAAAGAGUUUCAGUCAAGGAAGACUCAAGCUCUUUAUAUUCUGUGGACCAUGACGGCUAUUAUACUUCCAUGCAUGUGGACUCGGGCCUCAAGUCUGGUAACAGCUGCAGUAGUAAUAAUGGCUUUGGAAAUCCCAGACAUAGUGUCAUUAAUGUGUUUGAUGGGGUUGAGAAAAAAUCCCUGGGAGACUUGUCCUGCUGCAGCGACAAGUCCCUCUCACGAAGCAUCUCCUUAAAAAAGGCAAAGAAGCCACCUCUGCCACCAUCUAGAACAGACUCUCUUAGAAGGGUCCCUAAGAAGAAAGCUCAGUCCAAUGGGCAAGUUCUGGAUGACAUGCUGAUUGCUAGCCUGCAACACUCCCUGCAGUUGAACCUCAAGUGCAAAAAUGGCAGCUCACCAUCUCAAAGUCCCAGCAGUGAUUAUGAUGACCCUUGGGUGCUGCGCUCUCGUAGCCAGAGCUCUGUGAGUGCCAGCAGCAGCAUGAUGUCUGCAGCAGGCCUGAACAUGUACUCCAUCUGUGCUGUCACCCCCUCCCAGAGUGAGACAAGCAGUAUCAAGUCAGAGUAUGCUGAUCAAUGGGGCUACUACAGUGACUGUCCCGGGAUGCCUGACGAUAAUUUAAAAUCCCCCGUAGUGCAUUCAGCUAAUACUGCACCCAGGCUGAAUGAUUAUCACGUCAGCCGCCUUAAUGACGGGUCAAGGGCUUCUGCACCGCAUGUGCCCAGCGGGUUGACCAAACCAAAGGCAGCUUCUCCGGAAAAGUCACACAGAGUUACAUCGCCAUCUAGUGGGUAUUCUAGCCAAUCCAACACACCCACAGCACUUACGCCAGUGCCCGUCAUUCUAAAAUCUAUGUCGACAGGGAAUGGGAAAACAAAGAUGAAGCCUAAAGUGCCUGAAAGGAAGUCAUCCCUGCUGUCUUCAGUUUCCAUGUCUUCCUCCUCCACAUCUCUUUCUUCCAAUACAUCUGCUGAAGGGAAUGUGAGUGUGAAGAAGCCCGAUCCUGGUCCGAGCUUCCCUCUUGUCACUUCUCCACUAAUGUCUCCAGACUCUGCUGACCAUCUUCUUUUUCCUCCCCCACCACCCCCGUUAACAGAUGUUAUGGAUUUGUCUCUUCUACCUGGCUCUCCCAAUUUCCCACCACCUCCACCAGAAGCUGUUAUAGGUGCAUCACUUCCUCAGAGUGUUCCAUGGUUUAAUUGUCAAGAUAGAUCAUUGAGUCAUUUUUAUUCCUCAUCAUUACCUGACCCAUCUCCUCCCCUUCCACCUCCUUUCCUUUCUUCAGUUCCUCCACCAGCACCACCCUUGGACCCCAAAUUCACAAAAGAUGCAUAUAAACAUGCACCAUACUCUUUCAAGAAACGUAAACAGGAAGAUUCUUGUCCCAGCCCGGUAAAAACACUAUUAAAUAAGGAAGGUCCCACUCGGCCUGCAAUGCCUCUAGUAACUACCCAAGCACUGCAAAUGGUACAGCUGAGGUCUGUGAGGAAAACUGCUAUGUCAGAGGCUGAACAGACAGUUGAAUCAGAUUGCAAAAUCAAUUCUCAGGAAAAAUUGUCUAAAGUUCUCAUAUCUCAGUCGCCUUUAAAACCAUGUGUGUCAGUAGGGUAUAGCGACAGCCUGGAUGAAGACGAGGUAUUCCCGCCUAGAGCUUUUGAGAAAAGCUUUGUUUACAGCCCUAGUCAGAGGCCUUAUCCAGGUUGCAGCGGCAGUACCCCUGAACUUACCUGGGGUAAAAUGCCUGGAAGUGCAGCCAAUCUAGCUAACUCUGUUGUCAGUGAUUUACCACCAGCCAGUGUUGAAGAAGCACCAGUGCAGAAUCAAGGUUCUCACAGUGAACUUGCAAGUUCAUCACUUCAGGGACAGUCAGGAUCUCUCAACAAGCCUCAGGGUAUAUCGCCAAACAAGAAGCCGCCACCUGUUUCAAAGAAACCCAAACUGUUCCUGAUUGUGCCACCCCCACAGCCUGAUGUUACAGCAGAAAAAAUAGCUGAAGUGGGUGAAACCGUCAGAAGCUCUCCGAGUGUAACUACAAGGAAUGCUGCAGUUGCACAGUACAGUCAGCCUAAAGACUGUCUUUCAGAUGGACUCUGUUCUUAUGAAAUGGACUCUGGCAGCCUUGUUCCAGAAGGAGGAGCUGCAGGUUCCACCUCCUGUGAAACCCUGGAAACCAGUGUCUCUACACUGCAGCCCAAGCAGGGGGAGCAGCCUGGCAUAUGUGAGAGGAGCCGUUCUGACAGAAAUGGAGACAGCAUCUCCAGAGCAGACAGGCACCUGCCUCAAAGUGAUGAAAGUGCUGAGGUGUUUGAAUCAGAUGCAGUGAACAGCAUUUUACUGCAAAGCCCUACUUAUGGGGAAGGCAAUGAGGUGCUGGCAAUGCCAACUAGACCAAGGACUACUGAGGAUCUUUUUGCAGCCAUUCACAGAUCCAAAAGGAAAGUCCUUGGCCGCAAAGACUCUGAAGAGGACCGCACCAGAAAUCAUUCUCCAUCACCCCCAGUUACACCUACUGGUGCUUCCCCAAAUCUCUCUUCCCUUAAGCAGGCAGGAUCAAUUCAGAGAAAUAUUCGCAAGAGUAGCACCAGCAACGAUAACUUCAAAGCACUGCUGCUUAAAAAAGGGAGUCGCUCAGACACCAGUUCUCGCAUGUCAGCGGCAGAGAUGUUAAAGAAUACAGACCCAAGGUUUCAAAGAGCCAAGGUAGAUUCACCCUGGGACCUGGCUGACAGUACCACAAGUUGUUCUCCUACUAAAAGCAGGCGGGCUCAGGAAGAAUGGGCCAAGAGUGAAGGCCUGAUGCCAAGGAGUCUGUCCUUUUCCAGCACCAGGUAUAGCCGAUCUCGAACCCCACCUUCUGCUGCAAGUAGCAAAUACAAUGUUCGAAACCGGAUCCAGAGUAGCCCUAUGACUGUUAUCAGCGAGGGAGAUGUGGAAGCAGUAGAAACUUCAGAGGGCAGGACUCAUAGAUCUUUCGAAGAGGAACAAGAGGGUCAGCUUGAUGUGUUUGACUUUGACGAAAUAGACAUGAAUGAAGAUGUGGGCUCCAGUGAGGACACCACAACGCACCCAGACUUGAUAUCUUAAUGGUGACACCGAAUCCUUUUAAGUGUGUAUGUAUGCCCAUCAGCUGAAAAACUUUAAAGUGAGGAGGAAGGAGCAAGGCACUGUGAUGUUAAACUUUCAGAAGGUGUAUGUAAUGAGUAAGAGAGCCAGGCCUAGCAGAAACGCCUAUUCAGUACAAUUUCUUUGCCAAGCAUUUAACAUCCGCUCAUGUACGGAUACUGCAGUACUGAUACCUCUUUUUAUGGCUUUGUUGGAUUAGACAUUUUGGUUUGAAAGCAGUAGCCAGACUUCUCCAUUAAAGCCUUAAAAAUCCUCUAGAUGAAAAACAAACAAACAAACAGCCAGAUAUUCUCAAAUUCUGGGUUACUUGUGAUUUUUUUUUUUUUGAGGGUGUAAAAAAUUAAAGUAAGCCUGCAGAGAAAAUGGGAAACUUCAGUGGUACAGGGUGGCAGUAGCUUUUUAAGUUUAUAUUUAUGAAACGUAAUCUCUUUUGAGCAGGGACUUUUGGAAUGAAAUACGCAGCCUAUUAUGAGUUAGCAGGAUUGACAUUGUCCCACUGCUUCUUCUAGUGUGGGCUCCUUUGCUGGACUAAUCAUCUCAUAACAGGAUAACAACAGGCCAUCCAGAGUCUGGAUUAAUUUUUAAAAAUCCAACAGGGGAAAAGGCACUGUUGAAAUACAGAAGUGGCUGCUAUGCAGCCAUAUUAGAGCCCACCUGUUUGUUUUUUCAGAUGCCUCCCCAUCAUGGACUUCUUUCUUUGAAUGGAAAUUGAGAAAUCCUUUUGGAGGCCAAAAAUAUGUAGCUGCAGAUUUGUAAUUAGGGUGUACAUAAAUUCAGAGUAAUGGUGAGAUAAAAUAAGCAAACCGCCAUUAGGUUCUAAAUCUGAAAACAAAUCCAACAUUUGAGAACUUACAGAACUGUACAGAGUUCCCUUUACUUUUCAAUUAAACUCUGUGGGAAUUGCAGCACUGCCAGGUUUUCUUCAUCAAAAUAGGAAGAUUUUUGAAUAACAUAUCACUUGAAAUAUUCAACACUUCCUAACUUUUAGUUACCAAAGAAUACAUUACAAUUACUUUUACUAUAUUGUCAGAAUUUCCUUGACUUGAGGAAAAAACUGUAAACAUUUAGGAGAGUUUGCUUAAUUUUAUUGAGUAUUUACCAAUGUGUUAAAAAAAAUAACAUUUUCUUAUUUGUAAAAAAAAUUACUGAUAAAACAUCAGCUACGAUUUUGAACACGUUUUUUAAAGAAGCGUUUAGUUUUUGAAAAGGAAUUUUGCAUAAGUUGAUAGUCUGUAUGGUUUUUAUAAUAUUUGUACAUAACGAAGUUCUUAAGGUAACUUUUGUCCUGCCAGUGUUGAAAGUUCUACGUUUUUAGACGUUAAGAAAGAUUUCUAUGUAGAUAAUUUAUUUUACUGAUAAACACUUGACUCUUUUCUUUCCAUCUCUGUAUUUGUUAGUACUGUCAGUUUCAGGGGCCUUCACUCAGCUCAAGAAAGGGAGGGGGACAAUGCUGUGACUCUGCUUCAAUAAACAGGCUGUCAUUUGUCA